GUACCUCUCCUUCUGCGUUAAUUUGUGUGUGUGUAAUGGGAAAUGCAUUGGCCAUGGCUUUCAAGCUUCCCAACCUCCAUGCCCCUCUCUUUAUUGAUGGACUCCUUUAUAUAAGCUUUCUUCAUGUGUAAAAAAAAGUUCAUUUCUUCACACGUUAAACCCUAACAGUUAUGGCUCCCAAGCUCCAGAUUCUCACCCUCUUUGUGCUCCACUUUUUCCUUUUGGCCUUUUCAGACCUCAAUGAGCAAAUACCAGAAAGAAAAGCUCUUCUGGCCUUCAAAACCUCUCUUGAAGACCCACAUGUUCUUUUUCAAUGGAACCCAUCUACCCCUCACUGCAACUGGGUCGGCGUCUCCUGCCACCUUGGCCGAAUCGUCCAACUCUCCCUUCCAACACGGUCCCUCAAAGGUCCACUCUCUCCUUCUCUGUUCUCUCUUUCCAGCCUCAUUUCUCUAGACCUCUCCUCCAACUUCCUCUACGGAAAAAUCCCGUCUCAGAUAUCCAAUCUUCAAAGCCUGACAGAGCUCUCUCUAGGCGGCAACGAGUUGUCCGGGGAGAUCCCGCUUCAACUCACUGAGUUAACCCAGCUGCAGACCCUCAAACUCGGGCCCAACUCUCUUACUGGUAAAAUCCCAGAACAGCUCGGAGAACUGACCCAGCUGAGAACCCUCGACCUCUCCGGGAACGCACUCACCGGAAAUGUCCCGCCCCGGAUAGGGAGCUUGACCCGGCUCCAGUUCCUGGACGUUGGAAAUAAUCUCCUCUCAGGUUCUCUCCCACCAAUACUUUUUACAAACCUUCAGUCUCUAACUUCAUUGGACAUAUCGAACAAUUCCUUUUCUGGGACAAUCCCACCGGAAAUUGGUUCCUUGAAGAACCUCACUGAUCUUUAUAUCGGAAUUAACAAGUUUUCUGGUCAGGUUCCUAAAGAAAUUGGCGAGCUGCAAAAGCUCGAAAACUUUUUUUCACCGUCCUGUUUACUAACGGGUCCGUUGCCCGAUGAAUUUUCUCAGUUAGAAUCACUCAGCAAACUCGACCUUUCAUAUAACCCGUUAAGGUGUUCAAUACCAAAGUCUAUUGGGAAGUUGCAGAACUUGAGCAUUUUGAAUCUCGUAUUUGCUGAGCUGAAUGGGUCCGUUCCGGCCGAGCUUGGAAACUGUAGUAACUUAAAAACUUUGAUGCUUUCGUUUAAUUCGUUAUCCGGGUCAUUGCCAGAGGAGCUAUCUGCUCCCAUGUUGACAUUUUCUGCUGAAAAGAAUGAACUUUCGGGGCCAUUGCCUUCUUGGCUAGGAAAGUGGGAAAUGAUGGAGUCGCUUUUACUUUCAAGCAAUCGGUUCACCGGGGAAAUCCCGCCCGAGAUUGGGAAUUUCUCUAUGCUCAACCAUCUCAGCUUGAGCAAUAACUUGUUGACGGGUUCGAUACCAGAGGAGUUGUGUAAUGCCUUAUCACUUACAGAGAUUGAUCUUGAUAGUAAUUUCCUGUCAGGGACGAUUGAGAACACGUUUCUGAAGUGCAGGAAUCUUACCCAGUUGGUUUUGGUGAAUAAUGAGAUCGUUGGUACGAUACCGGUGUACCUUUUUGAGCUUCCACUGAUGGUACUUGAUCUCGACUCCAAUAACUUCACGGGUACAAUACCUGCGAGUCUAUGGAAUUCAACGAGUUUGAUGGAAUUCUCUGCUGGGAAUAAUCUGUUGGAGGGCUCUCUUCCUAUGGAGAUUGGCAGCGCAGUUGCUUUGCAAAGGCUUGUUCUCAGUAAUAACCAGUUGAGAGGCGGUAUACCAAAGGAGUUUGGAAAUCUCACAGCUCUUUCUGUUCUUAAUUUGAAUUUGAAUCUCCUGGAAGGGAACAUUCCAACGGAGCUUGGAGACUGCACUUCACUUACGACUUUGGACCUUGGAAACAAUCUUCUUGAUGGCUCUAUUCCGGAGAAACUUGCUGACCUGGCUCAGCUACAAUGCCUGGUCCUUUCUCACAACAAUCUGUCUGGGUUCAUUCCUUCAAAUCCGUCCUUGUAUUUUCGUCAGGCCACCAUGCCUGAUUUGAGCUUUGUUCAACACCACGGGGUGUUUGAUCUGUCUUUCAAUAGAUUUUCUGGCACAAUCCCUGAAGAGUUGGGAAACUGUGUGGUGGUGGUGGAUCUUUUAAUCAGCAACAACAUGCUUUCUGGAGGAAUUCCAAGAUCCCUCUCUCGCUUAACAAACCUUACGACGUUGGAUUUGUCAGGUAAUUUGCUAACUGGCUCCAUUCCACCGGAAUUUGGUGAUUCCCGCAAGCUUCAAGGAUUGUAUCUUGGAAACAAUCUGCUCACAGGCAUGAUCCCUGGAAGCUUAGGUCGUUUGAGUAGUUUGGUGAAGCUCAACUUGACUGGUAAUAAGUUAUCUGGUUCACUUCCAAUGAGUUUGGGGAACUUAACAGAGCUGACCCACUUAGAUUUGAGCUCUAACGAUCUCAAUGGUGAGCUUCCUGCUUCUUUAUCAAGCAUGCUGAACCUUGUGGGUCUUUAUGUUCAGCAGAACAGGCUUUCUGGUCAGGUUGAUGAGCUGUUCUCCAAUUCCAUGUCCUGGAAGAUUGAAACUAUGAAUUUCAGUAAUAAUUUCUUUGGUGGGGAGUUGCCAAGGUCUUUGGGCAAUUUGUCCUACUUGACACGUUUGGAUCUACAUGGAAAUUUGUUUGCUGGGUAUAUUCCACCAGACCUUGGGAAUCUGAUGCAACUUGAGUAUUUUGAUCUUUCGAGGAAUAGGCUUUCUGGACAUAUACCAGAAAAAAUAUGUGGCCUAAUGAACCUGUUUUUCCUGAAUUUAGAGGAAAAUAGAUUGGAAGGGCCUGUUCCCAGAAACGGUAUUUGUCUGAACCUAUCAAGAAUUCUGCUUGCGGGGAACAAAAACCUUUGUGGGAGAAUUAUGGGUUUGGACUGCCAGAUUAGAAGCUUUGAGAAGUCAGCAUUGUUAAAUGCCUGGGGGCUGGCUGGGAUUGUAGUUGGAGUUACACUCAUCAUUCUUACUGUAGUUUUUGCUAUGCGGAGAUGGAUUCCUGGAAACUGCUGGCAGAAUGGUCCUGAGGAAAUCGAGGAAAGCAAAUUAGACAGUUUUAUAGAUCAAAAUCUCUACUUCUUAAGCAGCAGCAGAUCUAAGGAACCUUUGAGCAUCAAUCUAGCCAUGUUUGAGCAGCCUCUCCUGAAACUAACCUUGGUUGAUAUUCUUGAAGCCACGAACAAUUUCUGCAAGACAAACAUAAUUGGAGAUGGAGGUUUUGGAACUGUAUACAAAGCAACCUUGCCCAAUGGUAAAACCGUUGCUGUUAAGAAGCUAAGCGAAGCUAAAACACAGGGUAAUCGGGAAUUUAUUGCUGAAAUGGAAACUUUGGGAAAGGUUAAGCACCAAAAUCUCGUCCCAUUGCUUGGGUACUGCUCCUUCGGGGAGGAAAAGCUCCUGGUGUAUGAAUAUAUGGUCAAUGGGAGCCUAGAUCUUUGGCUGAGAAGUCGGACAGGGGCUCUUGAAAUCCUCAACUGGGACAGACGCUUCAAGAUUGCAACUGGUGCUGCACGUGGGCUUGCUUUUCUUCACCAUGGGUUCGUCCCCCAUAUAAUUCACAGGGAUAUUAAAGCCAGCAACAUCUUACUCGAUGAAGACUUUGAACCCAAGGUUGCAGACUUUGGGCUUGCAAGAUUGAUCAGUGCUUGUGAGACUCAUGUUACAACUGACAUUGCAGGAACAUUUGGCUACAUUCCUCCCGAGUAUGGGCAGAGUGGGAGGUCCACUUCAAGGGGAGAUGUUUACAGUUUUGGGGUAAUUUUACUUGAAUUAGUGACCGGGAAAGAGCCAACUGGACCUGUUUUUAAAGAGAUUGAAGGCGGGAAUCUGGUCGGUUGGGUGUUUCAAAAGAUCAAUAGCCGGAAGGCCAUUGAUGUUCUUGAUCCUGUUGUUCUUAAUGCUGAUUCAAAGCAGAUGAUGCUUCAAAUGCUGCAGAUUGCUUGUGUAUGUCUGUCUGACAUUCCUGCCAACAGGCCUUCCAUGCUUCAAGUACUGAAGUUACUGAAAGCGCUCAAAGAGUAGUAGUAGAUGUAGAGUUUCUGUUUGAUUAGGGGUAAUAGGUUUAUUGUUACAAUAAUUUACUGUGAAUCUUUAGUUGUAAAGAGUUUCAGUUUAGUAAAAUCUAACUGCAAUUUGGUGUUUCAAACACGCUUAUGAGUAAUUUGAUAUCUCUGCAAGUACUGUAAAAAAAAAACUUUUACGUAUC
This is a messenger RNA of Juglans microcarpa x Juglans regia, 4236 nucleotides long. RefSeq names its product leucine-rich repeat receptor protein kinase EMS1-like. Lineage: Eukaryota; Viridiplantae; Streptophyta; Magnoliopsida; Fagales; Juglandaceae. Gene Ontology annotation, cellular component: plasma membrane. Gene Ontology annotation, biological process: protein phosphorylation; hormone-mediated signaling pathway. The record is from RefSeq and is a predicted model, not a curated record. Gene Ontology annotation, molecular function: protein binding; ATP binding; protein kinase activity.